AUGGUAGCGGGGUCGAGGGCCGACGGUGCCGUGCAGCAGUACAAGCUCUCUUCGAAGAUCCAGGCGACCAUCAAUUCCAUCAGGGAGAUCGUGGGGGCGCACUCGGACGCCGAGAUACUGGCUGUGCUUCGGGAGACCAAUAUGGACCCCAACGAGACCGCUCAGAAGUUGCUCUACCAAGGUUUGUUGCACUCGCCCCACUUUAUCGAGGUCUUCUCCGUGCUUUUCACUCGUUAGAAAAUGUCUGCGCGUGGGAUUCUAUAGAAGUUGAUUAUUUGACUUUUGCUCCUUUGUCUGAGUAGCUGGUAGCGUGUGCUACGUUCCGACGCUGUCAGUGCCAGUGGGUUAGGAAUACUCUGUGAAGUGUUCUGUAAUAUGGUGUCGGUACAGAAGGGUAAUCAACAGGAACACUUAAUUUAAGGCUACUCUAUUAUCACAAAUGCACGCGUACCGCACGGAAUUAGAAUUCGGAUUGAUAAUCACUCAAAUUUCUUUUCCGUUUAUAUGUUAAACUAGAAAUUUCCCCCCCACAGCGGGUUGGUAUCCGUGUACUACUGUAAUACAUAUAGAAUGUUCCACAUUCUCUAGUACUUUCAGCCUGGUUACUUCCACAUUGUCUUCUUGUCAUGCAUCGUGAGUGAACAUGAAGUGAAAUGGACGAAGCAAAGAUGUCUGCGGUCUGUUUACAACAUAAAUAUAUUUUAUUCCAUCAGAUAUGACUGCGCAAUACGAUUUUUUCGCUUUUAUUAAAUUUGGUUUUGGAUUACCUUGAAGUUUACUCUUUUUCACUAUCUCCAUUGUUCGAUUCAAUCCCUGGGUGUGCAAUCCAAUAUGAGAUGAAGAUUGGGGGGACUUUAACUCUCAUGAUAAAUGUGGAGUUUUUGUUAAUUAUUUUUUUCUGCGAGAAAAAUUAUGCAAAACAUAGAUGACGUCUUUUUUGAUGGCUCAAUGUACAUAUUUUUUUCUGGUCAAAAUACGUUUGAUUUAGUCUCAACUUUUCAUAUGUUUCAUUUCAUCUAUUGCAGACCCAUUUCAUGAAGUAAAGAGGAGAAGGGACAAGAAGAAAGAGGUUUUUCCUAACUAGAAGAAAAUAUUUCGAUUUACAUUUAUGUUCAGGUGUUUUUCAUGGAAAAUUUAUUGUCCAUAAAUGUCUUCAUUUAUUAUUUGUGAUCAUAGCUUCAUUGUCGCACAAGUUCUCUUAUUACCACACUUUGUUUGUGUGCGUAAGGCCUUUUUCCUGACUCAUGGAAUCCUCCCUCCAAAAUAUUAAAUUACUUUCCAAAAAGAAUAUGUUACGAAUUUGAGAAUCGCCUGUUAAAUGAAGAAGCAGUCUUGGUUAAUUGGCCCAUCUGAUUCGUUUCAAACAGAAAUUCUAAGACCAUUGUAGGAGGCUGGUUGCUGUUAUGAAAUCUAAAUGUUCUCUUAUAAAGAAAACUACCUUGGUGAAAAUAUUGUGUAAAAUCAUGCUUUUUCCCCCCCUCCAAGGUCGCUUUUAGGCUAGUCAAGAUAAAGGGGAAAGGAAAAUUUCUUGAUAGCGAGUUUUGGUAUUAUUCAGAUCAGCCAGAUCAGUACUGAGGGCAGCUUUGAAACGUAAAAUCCGAUUUAGACUUUAUGGACAUGGGUUUGAGCUUUACUGGCUUUUACCGGACAAUCCUUGGAUAUAUCAUCUUUACUGUUAUUAAUAUAAUAGGCUUCACGCUUGCAUGAUUUGGUCCAAUUUGUCCCUGCAUGGUACGAAGUCUUUCCUUCAUCACUGCUGUGGAGCUUUGAGGUUGAAGUUCGUUGUGGCAUUAUCUAACUAUUUCUUAUUCUAGUUACAAUACCAUGACGAGCUGCAUGUUUGUUCACUUUUUGAUUUGAUGGAUAUGCUUUAAUGUGACAUGUCAAUGUUGCUCCCUUUAAUGGGAACCAUUUCUAAUGUUUCUUCAUCAUCACCCCAGAAUACAGGCUUCAAGGGUUCUGUGGAACCUAAAGUUCAUGCAGAUUAUCCAGUGCAGUGGGCAAAAACUCAUACACCAGUUGAUCGAAGUCAUCGAAUGGGAAGUUUUGCAAGAAAUCAAUCACCUGGUAAUACACUAUAAUAAAGUUAUCAAUUCUUCUUUGUUGUAUUUUCUCCUAGUUUAAUGAAAGUGUUUUCUUUCAGAUGCUCAGUCUCUUCCAAUGUUGAUUCUCGUCAUUAUUUAAUUGGGCAUGAUUUUUCCUGCAUUUAUUUCUCUUCACAUAUUGAUGCCUUAUUCAUGGUAGUAAUUGCAUUUAGGUAGGGAAGUACUUGAUUGUAGUACUUUCGGGAAUAAUGUUAAGGAAGGAUGCUGCACUUUGAUUAUUUGCAAGCAUGUACUUCGUGUUUCUUUCCAUACUUGAUAAGUUCGCAUGCAUGUUUUAGAUAUUUACUCCCUUACUAGGGCUCAAUACCUCUAUACUUGUUGGCAUACUUGCUUCAGUUGUCAAUUUAUUUUUUAAAUUAUGCCUUCAAAUGCAUGACGCUGUUGUUCCAUGGUGUUUCUUCUCUCAUGGAAAUACUUUUUUAGUUUUAUAAGUCUGGGACUACCUGUUGUUUACCCAUUAAUAAUAUGGUGUUACUAGACACAGGAAUUGGUCGAGAGUUUCGUGUUGUUAGAGACAACAGGGAAAAUCAGAAUGUCAAUAGGGACCUUAAGCCAGAAGUUCCUCACCGUUCUGUCCUCGGUCAUGAGCGAGUGGGAACAAGUUUCCGAGAAAAGAGGUUUGACUGUUUCCUUUUUGUAUAUUAGUUCAAUAAUUUUUUUUGUAUUUAUUGAUUGGUGGUGCUUAAUUGGGAGCAUACAGCUCGAAUUAUCAGAUAACAAGUGAUUAUUGUUCUUGGAGAUUUUAUUCUUCUUUUCAGUACACGACUUCUACGGCUGAUGUCGCAUCAGAAGAAUAUUGUACGUUUCUUGGUCUUUUUUCAUUCCUCUUUGUCCAGGGUGCAAAACAUUGACAACUAGCAGGCCAUAAAAAGGGUUACCAGGUUUAAUAGGUUCGUUAUUGUUCAAAGAACUCGUGCUUUUGUCGGCAGUACUGGUUUAUAGCGGGUCUGCAUUGGGCUUGUUAGUUGCAUAAGAUAAGUUCCGUGUGUAUGUCUUUUCUGGAGGAAUGUUUCCACGCAGAUUUGCCAUUCCAGUUUCCCUUUUAGGGGGGAUAUUCUGAUCCUCUUGGAGAUGAUAAGCAAAAAAAAAUUCCCAGCUCCUGGAGAGACUGAGGAUGAUGCCAAACCAGUCAUGGCCUUCAAGUUGCCCAUUGAAAUUCCCGGCUCCUGGCAUAGUUUAUCAAUGUACUUCGAAGAUGAGGAUUUUACCUGCAAAAGCAGAAAGGAGGGUUGCUUCGCUUCUAACUGACAACUCUAAUUUUUUUCGUUUUCUUGUUGCAAGUGCUCUGCUGCCACCAAAGUUGCGGAAUAUGAUCAUGUUUCUACUGUGAAAACUCUUUUUUGUUAUAUUCUUUUCAUUAUAAAUAGCAUUACUCAGAAGAAUCAUAAAAUUGUUAGGUACUUAUUUUGUCUUCUAUUUUUGUUUUGAUCGACUUAUUUGAUACCAUUUAGAUUCCACAUAUCGUACUUGAGAGCUCUGAUUUAGGAGCUUCAAAAAUCUUGCAAGAAAAUGAAAAAUAUCAUUUUAUGGAGAGGCUGAACCCAAGAUCUACACAGUUUUGUUAGACUUCUGGCAAGCUCUAUCAAAUUAGUUGCUGUUAAUAUUGAGGGUGCUUCAUUAUGAAUGAAGACUGGUUUCGGUCAAGUCUCAGUCUUUAUUUUUUUUCUCCCUCUAUUUUUUAGUUCUAUAUCCACUACGAAAUAGUGUGAUGUUUGGACCCUUUUUGCAAUGAAGAUUAAUUAGUUUUUUGUUGAAUAGCAAACACAGUAUGUCGGUUCCACUGGUAAGUUAGAUAAUUGGCAUACAGUAAAAAGGGACCUUUUUAUUGGUUGAAGGUCCAAAAUUCCUCAAUGAAUAAAACGUUGUGUAGUGCAUUGGUUUUGCAGGGAGGGUUGAGUGUUUUGACUGUGGAGUUUAAUUGGAGUUGCAGUGACUAAAAACUUGACUUGAACUCAGGGUUUGACUGGAAAGGGAUCACCUAGGGGAAGUGGACCUGCUGGUCAUAACUUUAAGGCCGUUAGGUCCCUUUCAUGGGGUGCCUUUAUGCUGAAAGUGCCAAUAUGUGCAUCAAAAGUCGGGAAAGGGAUAGGAAAAAUUAAAGAAGAUGCCCUCUUCGCUACCCACAACUUUAACAGCAACUGCCCCUUGCCGUCUUUCUCAACUUUCAUGAUGGGAAGAUGUUGCCCAGUCUUAUGCCAGGUAGAAACGCAGUAUGUACGAACGUAUGUUAAUAUUGUAGAUGGGAGGCAGGAAGGUGCUAUGCAGGAAGGUAGAGUGAUGUAUACUAUGGUCAGGAAAGGCGUUAUGCCGGAGGGUAUAUUGGUAUGGAUUGAUAGGCAAACGAGUGCAUUGAACGGGAUGAUUGGAGGGAACUUCUCAUCAAGACGUCUUCUAUGUUUUAUGAUUGUUUUUAAUGGUGAUGCUUGUAUUGGUUAAUGGUAAUUGUUGAGAGAUUGGUAGUAGGGCCUGAAAGAGUAUGGUGAAGUGGGCAGAGGGUUAAUGGGAUAAAAUGACAUGUGUGUUUGCAUUUCCCGUGCAUUUACUGGUAGGAUAGCUAGGCUGUAUCUUUAGUUUAAUUAUUACACUCACUGAAGUUCUUAUAGAUUUAGUGGUUUUAAAUUAUCGUCGAAUAUGCAUUGAUAUUUUUUCAUUGUAUUUCGCUCGUGUAGGAGUUUAGUUUUGUUCGUUGUUCUUAACUAUAGGCAAACAAACUAAUCCCUUCAUGCUACGUUCUUCUCUUACUAUUUUCUCUGAUUUCCUGUAGCUCUUCAGGAAACCAAGAUAAUGAGAAUCACUCAAAUGCAAGAACUGGGGAGAAGUUUUCAUCUGAAAGAAUUAAUUCUUCAAAGGCCGGUGAUCAUGGCAAAGUAGCUGAUACAAGUGAUCUUUAUAGACGGUCAACUCUUGAGGCUGGCACAACAAUGACAAAGUCAUUGUUGCAGGUGCAAAAAGGAGUCGACCCUGGUUCUCACUCGCAUUCUGAGAUACUAGUAAUAUCUAGUUCUUCAAGUGGAGUGUAUGCUUCAUCCUCAGACCCUGUCCAUGUACCAUCUCCUGACUCCAGAUCAGCUGGUACUGUUGGAGCAAUUAGACGUGAAGUUGGUGUAGUUGGUGGUCGCCGCCAUUCAUCUGAACGCCCAGCCUCACAUUCAUCAUAUUCAAAUAAUUCCUUUUCACUUCCACUGCUGGCAAAAGAUAUCUCUACAACUGCAGAUUCUGAGGGAUAUUCUAAAGUCAGUCAGCUAAAUCAAUCACCUGCAUCAGAGUCUGUUGUUCCUGGUAGUAGACCUUUUUCUAGUCAUCAGUAUCAAAACAAAUUUCACCAACAGUCUCUUGGCCAUCAGAAAGGUACGUUUCGUAUUGUAUUUUAGUUAUUACAUUUUGCAUUUUUCUACUUCUAUCAUCAUUUUGUGUCUACAUGAUGUGUUCUUUUAUAAUUUGUUUAUUUCUGAUAAAUAUAUAAUGAACCGUUGGAGUCUUUCGGAUUAUGAGAAAUUUGGGUGUUAUGGUGCUAGGAUUUGUUAUAACUUUGGAUGUGGACUAUCCUCUUGAGAGAUUUGUAUUUUUCUUGAAGAGUGAAAAUGAAAUUUACAUGCUGAGAUAUUUGGCGACAUACUAUAUAAAUCAUCAUAAAAUGACGAAUAUGUAUAUAUAUGAAAUUUGAAAGGAAAGGAUUGCAUUAUAGGAAUUUCAAUUCCUUUAUUACUCAUUGAGGCAGUGAUCGUCUUUUUUUCCAUUCUUUAAAUGGAUUUUUUCAUUUGACUGUAUGCUAUAAAAUUGUCUUUUUGGUUUUUACUUUGUUUCCUCUUUACUUUAAAAUGUGUAACCUUAUCAAUAUUGCUCUGGACUGCACACUAAAAGACAAGUGAAGUUCCUGUUUAUUAAAAGGCUGAAAGCUUUUGGAAAUUAGAUUUAUGCUUUUGAUUAAAAGUGCCAUUCUUUUUGCUUGAACUUAAUUGUUAUUUUGGAGGAUAGAAUACAGGAUAAAAAUAUCAUAGCUUCCUAGGUUUACCAAACGAUUCAUUUCUUUCUGUUGGUACCGGCAGUUCGUGGAUAUUUAUGCAUUGUAUGAAUUUUGGGUUUUUGAAGCUCGUAUUUUUGGUUGUUCCUUGAAUGGAACUAAUGAUAGGUUCGGAAAGGGAAAAACCCCCCUCGUCCUGCACUUUUACUUCUGAUUCCUGAGCUGCUUUCUGCCAGGCAAAUUGUCUGAUCAAGUUAGCUACUAUGCUAUGUGAGACUCGUGCUGGAAUCUCUGUAAAUCAUCAAUUCUUAACAUUGUAGUCUGUGUCAUUAAUACCACAUUUGGCGGUUAAGGGAAAAAUUCAAACAUAAUAAGAUUCAGAGAUUUAAACUGAUUGUGAGAAACAUGUGUUUACUUUUUGGGGAGGGAGGGGGUGUAAAAAUCGAGAGUAUGAAUCAUACUUAUUUGGGCAGUGGGAUGGUGAGUAAAGUGCAUAAGAUUGCCGAAGCAAUUAUGUACGCAAAGCAAUAUGCGAAAGGAAUUGAGGUCAAGGAUGAUACCCGUCCUGCUCUCUUGGCUAAUAUCAUGGGCAGAAAGGAUAUCUUGUAUUUUUUUCCCCUUUGCUUAUUUGCAUGGAUGAGUAGAGAAGGCUGUCAUUUUUUUUUUUCUGGUUUUCAUUUGUAGCUUUUCUGAGAAAUAUAUCUUCUCCAAUAAAUGACUGGGGACUUUCUAUCCAAUUAUGGAAAUAACCGGAUCUGCUACCUUCAAUAAUUCCAUUUACGAGUUAAGCAUUUAUAUUUUUUAUGUAUGAAAUAUACGUUUAAGAUACCUGUUUUAAUUCAGCUUCUCAAAUUAACAUGGAGUGGAGGCCCAAGUCAAGCCAAAAAUCAAGAAUUGUUGACACUGGUGUCAUCGAAGCAGGGCCUGCUUCAUCUCCUACUGAGAAUUCCUCAAAUUUGGAGGUAGCUGCUCUGUCAGAUAGACUUUCAGAGGCUAAUGUUUUUGAUAGCAAGCAUGUCAUUAUCCCCCAGCAUCUUCGAGUUCCAGAAGCAGAGAGGGCUGGGUUGACGUUUGGUAGCUUUGGGUCUGGUUUUGAUUCUGGUAAGGGGUUCCAGUCAUAUGCUGCUGUGGAAGCACCUGCAAAUGAACCUUCUGUAAGGUUGUUAUUGAACACUUGUUUUGCAGGUUUUAUUUUCGGAAGUGUUUCUUUAUGAUUUUUCUUGGCACUUGAUGGUACCUUGUGUGCUCUGAUUUUAGUAAUGCCUUCUGCUAUGUGUUUUUUCCUGUUGCCUUGCUGAACUCCGAUUUCAACGACCACGAAUUCGAAUCGUUCUCAAGUUGAUUUCUUCAUACUCGUGUUUUAACCUCUAUUUUUUCUGAAAUAUAUAUUUCUGUUUCACUUUAAUUACCAUUUAAAGUCGGUUUUCUGUGCAUGACCUUCAAAAUACUUUUCUGUUUGAGUAUUUUGGUACACUUCUGUGGCUUAUUGCAAUGACGUGAGACUCUUGAUGUUGAUGCUUUUCCCGGCAUACACUGUUUCUUAAUUUAGUCCGGCAGGAAAGAGGAGGCAUAGUCUUCAAAGUAUAAUUUAGACCUAUUCUGGUAUCCCUAGAUCUAAUUCAUACCAAUUUCUGGUAUUUAUUGUCCUGUCAAAUCUGUUUUUGCUUUAGUACAUCCAUAAAGUAUUUAUAUUACAUAAGCCAAGCAUUUUUCAGACAUUUAGGCACCACGGUGAGUCCUAUGAAUAGAUGCAAAAGGUUUUUGGUGGUUUCAUAUUUCUUCCUCGAGUCUCUCGAGUUUUUAUAAUUUCGUCAUAAACGUAUCUUACUGGAACCUGAUCUAGAUUAUGAGGUUAUAACAAAAAAAGUUAUUUUAUAAUUUUGCCAUUCGCAAAUUUGUGAAGUCAGUCAAUGGGAGCAAUGAUAGUGAUAAAUAUUUAUAAAUUUUCUGCUUUUUAGUUGUGUUGUAGACUUUUUUCUUAAUUGAGGUAUAUGAUCUCCAUUUUAUGUUUCUGUACAUAAUCUAUAUUUACGUUUUUUUGACUUCCAGCAGGACAUCAGUCUCAGUUCCGGUUGGAUCUAGUGAAGACCUUUCCCUCGGAGAUCAGACAGACCUGGUAGAUGGCCAAACCAGAACUUCUCAGUCGAGUUCUCCAUCUUCAGCUGCAGAGUCUGAGCGGGCACAUCUUGAAAAAAUUGAUGCACCAAGUCCCGGUAAUACAGGGAAUUUCACUGAUAUUGGAUUGGUUCAGAGCCAAAGUGCUUCUUUUGAUGAACCUGAGCAAGAGCAGAUGCAACAUCCUCCCUCGCUGCCAAACUUUUCAGUAAGUCAUUGAUUGACCAUAAAGGGGUUUUAUGUUUUCUCAAUCUCUGGAACAUUUUUUAAAUGCUUAUCAUCUAGAUGUUCUUCAGUAAUUUAUGGCUUAUGAGUUAUUUCGUUUUCAAUGAUAGUAUGUCUAGCGACGGUUGUUAUUUUUAUUUUUAAUGUUCUCUGACUUUUCAUUUUGCAUUCAGAUCAACCCCCCUUCAUCUCCUUGGUUUCAGGAAGCGUAUGAUCCUCAACACAGUUAUGAGAUGCAAUUCUUUGGAUCAGGAAUGGAAGAUAGCGUUCACGGACAGAGGCUGUCCUCACCACCUGAGGUAUUACUCAUGGCUAAUCGAUGUGCUGUUGAACUUUUUCCCUUUUUGAAGAACUGGGGAUACUCCCCUUAUUAAUUUUCAGCAAAUCGUUGUCUAUUUGAGAAGGCCAUUGCCAACAGCAAAUCUGUACACUGCGAUUUUUUCAAAACUUUCUUCCUGGCGUUUCAAAUUGAAGAUCCCUCAUAGUCUGAUGAAUAUGUUGUUUUCCCUGUCAAGAUUCAGUAGUUAAACAUCCAAUCUUCUUCUUUUGUGCUUUUCCUCUGUUUCGCUGAGAAUCUAGUCACUCAAUAAACCCACAUGACCACACAAAUGAGACCUAGACUGAGGCUUGGCAGUUCACAUACUGAACUUCAAUGUAGACAAUGUGUGCAACAGGUGGUCAAUAGGAUUGGGAAUAUUCCUUCGGGAAAAGGAUUUUAGUUUGAUCCCGUGAUAGAGUAACCAGCGGGCAAUAUGUUAGCUGACUAAUAUGACAUUGAUGAAGGAGAAUAGUGUUGUACAGUAGCAUUCAUUGGUGUCAUAAAUCUUUUCUUAUUUACACGGAAUUCUGGGCCUGUGUAACAAAUACUACCUUACACAAUUUGGAUUUGAUCGGGGUUGACUAUUCUUUAAAGUUGACGUUAAAGGAAGGUAGAGGUUAAAAUUCUGAAACGUAUGGUCUCACCCCUAUCAGCUAGUUUCUAGCAAGUUUGCCACAAGUGGAGGGAAUGGGGGAGCUGCACUUUCAUUUUGCUGGCUAAGUUCAGAGGAAGAGCAGAAGGGGUGCCAGAGAAAACGAAACCUUUGACUGAUCUAUGUAAACUGCCACAGCUUCAGCCCAUUGGCUGUCACACAAAUGCUCUGUCCUAUGUAAUGAGCUAGUCUACAAGGGAAAGGGUCGUUGGGGAUAGUGGUAGAGUAUAUAAGUUUCUUCUAAACAUUUCCUUAGCUUUCUUCAAGUUUAUAUCUUUUGUCAACUAUUUAUUUAUAUUCUCUAUUGGCCAUACUUCGGUUUUUAGCUUGAUUGGGUUCCUAAACCAUUUGGUUGGAUUCUGGCGUCCAAUUCGAUCUGUAUGUGAUGAUCGAUGCAGCUGUUUACAGCUGGCCGUUCUUUGAGGAAAUUUGACCAUCCGCGAAGCCGAUGAAAUGAAAAAAAUUAUGGAACAUAUCAGUUGUUCACAAUUGCACCGGGGGUAAUAUUGUCUAAAAAAAAUUGUUCUUGGAGGAUGUUGUGCAUCAUCACAUGAUUAGAUGCAGAUUGCCGACUCUUCACAUUUUGGCUAGUUUUUCGAAAAUCGUCAGAGAUGUGUCGGGGUUCUGCUGCUCCAGAAAAACAUUCGAUAAGUCCCCUCCAUCCUUCAUACGCUAGUCACCUAUCCUAAUUACUGUUCUUCCUUUGACAUCUCUGUCAAUCUGUCAUGUGCCAAUAAUUUCCGCAUUGGGGAGAUCCUACUGAUUGCCCGCCUUCCCUGGUGCCAGUCUCCCCUCGGAACUCCUCUCAUAUGCUGCAAAUGCAAAUGUACCUUUUUUUAGUUGUUCAUCCUUCAAUUCAUGAUGUAGAACACAAAUUCCUUGACCCGAUUAAUUCCUUCUUACUUCUUUUUCUUUUUUUCUUAUGAUCUUCUUUCUCCGUCGAUGAUGAUUUUGCUCAGGCCCUCGGUCAGCACAUCGCAAUCAGCAGCCCCGCUUCCACCGUAGCCAUGGUGCAGCACCAGGCGGCGUUGGCACAGCAGCAGCCGGUGCUCUACCCCCAGCUCCACCUCUCUCAUUACCCCAACUUCGUGCCCUACCGUCAAAUCCUCUCGCCGAUGUACGUCCCCCCCAUGGCCAUCCCCAACUACUCCGCCAGCCCCGCCUAUCCCCACCCCUCCUCCGGAAGCAGCUACUUGCUGAUGCCCGGAGGCAACUCUCACCUCGCCGCUGCCGGUGGUGGCAUGAAGUACGCGGCCUCACAGUACAAGCCACUCCCUGCCGGGAACCCCACCGCCUAUGCUAACUACACCAGCCCAGCCGGCUACGCCCUCAGCGCCACUGGCACCAUCGGUGGUGGAAGCGGCCUUGACGAUGUGAGCAGGAUCAAGUACAAGGACAGCAAUCUCUACGUUCCCGGCCCCCAGGUACCACCCUUGCCGUCGACCAAUCUCGACGUGCCGCCAUUUCUAACGAGUCUCUCCGCUUAAUUUUUGCAGGCGGAGGCGUCGGAGAUUUGGAUCCAGACGCAGAGGGAUCUGCCGAACAUGCAUUCCGCCGCCCCGUUCUACAACAUGUCCGGCCAGGCGCCGCAUGCGGCGUACCUGCCCACGCCGACGGGCCAUGCGUCGUUCAAUGCGGCGGCGCAGUCGUCCCACGUGCAGUUCCCUGGCGUGUACCAUCAUCCGGCCCAACCGGGGCCAAUCAGUAGCCCCCACCACCUGGUGCACCAGCAAGUAGUACCUCCGGCCGUGGGCGGCGGCGUCGGCGUGGCGGCCCCGGGGCCCCAGGUCGGGUCCUACCAGCAGCCGCAGGUCAGCCACCUCAACUGGACGGGCAAUUUCUGA
This is a messenger RNA of Spirodela intermedia, 11221 nucleotides long. The record is from the annotation of a GenBank genome assembly. NCBI's taxonomy places the organism in Eukaryota, Viridiplantae, Streptophyta, Magnoliopsida, Alismatales, Araceae.